Messenger RNA from Nomascus leucogenys (northern white-cheeked gibbon), 5152 nucleotides. RefSeq names its product CTD phosphatase subunit 1 (gene CTDP1). The transcript is spliced from 9 exons. The record is from RefSeq and is a predicted model, not a curated record. The coding region runs from base 2571 to 4934 and encodes 787 amino acids. Gene Ontology annotation, molecular function: RNA polymerase II CTD heptapeptide repeat phosphatase activity. Gene Ontology annotation, cellular component: nucleus. Lineage: Eukaryota; Metazoa; Chordata; Mammalia; Primates; Hylobatidae.
CCGCAACCGAAGGGGCCAUGUGAACAGUGGGUUUCUUUCCUGUUUUCGGUGAUGGUUUCUUAAAGAUGAAGAAAGAAAAGUCAAGAAGCUCUCCGGCAACUCACUUGUAGUCUUAGGGUUGGUCAUUGUGCAGGGAGUUGUGAGAGGUAAGGGAAUUCUGCCACCAGGGCUGUUGGGUGGGGCUGCGGCCGCUCUGGCGGGGUACGGUACUGGGUGGGCUGCUUUGGAAUUUGUCAGGACCACAUGGGCACGUGGAAACUUCUGUGAGCGUCCUCCAACAGAUACCUUCUUAAUCAGUUCACAAGGACUUUGGGCCAGGCUGCUUGUGUGUGCUCUUGCUGGGUGCUCCCACUGCACACAGCAUGACUGUCCCCUACCUACACAUGGGUGCCCUUAGGGUUUAGCAUUUGCUUCUGUCUCCCUGGGUGAUAGCGUGAAUGCCAGGCUGUGGUGCCCACUGGGAGGCAGCACCAGCAAGACAAAUCAAGGGGACAAUGCCACGGGAUGGUGACUGUCCCAUGUGGAUGAAGCGAGGGGAUGCCACAGGAUGGUGACCGUCUCUUCCACGUGGACGAAGCAAGGGGACAACGUGGGAUGGUGACCGUCUGUCCCACAUGGACAAAGUGAGGGGAUGCCACGGGACGGUGACCGUCUGUCCCACGUGGAUGUGGGCACCAAGUGGCAGUGUAGGCAAGCUCCUCCGUGCUGGCUCCAAAGGUUGUUAGAUUGAGCAUUUUAAAAUUCAAAGGUCUUUCUAGAUUGGUCCUCGUCUUUUGUUGUUGUUGGGGAAAUGAAUUUCGAAUCCUCCUUUAACAUUUAGUGCCUUUAUAGGAAAUUGUGAUCAUGACCUGUAAUUCCUCUUGUAAUUGAAAUUCAAGAUAUUCACCUGUGACAUUAUGGCUGCUGCUGCAUGGUUGCCUGAGAUAGAUGAUGUGAAGACGAGUAAUUAUGCACAAGGGUGAUAUGGCUCACUUCCUCAGGCCAGUAAAGAAAUAACGCCUGCUAUGAUCUCAGGGUUUUACAGCCCCCAAGUCCAUAUGUUAAAACCCAGUCUCAAGGCCAGGGUGUUAGGAGGGGCGUGGGAGGUGGUGACGUCGUGAGGACUCCAUCCUCAUGAAUGGAAUCAGGGCCCUUACCCAGGUGGGUUGUGGGAGCUGCAGGAGAUGCAGCAAGCCGGCGCCCACUGACCUGCAGCCAAAUCGCUGGCACCGUGGCUGGACGCCUGCCUCCAGAACUGUGAGGAAGGGACGUCUGUUCCUGAGUCACCCACGCUAUGGAGUUUCUUUAGAGCAGCCCAGGCCGACUAAGCUGCCCAGCGUGUGGACAUAGACCCCCAGAUCCCUGCGUGUGUUCCAGCCCCAGAUUGUGCCAUCGCAGCCAGUGCCAGGCACCUCCCAGGGGCCAACCAAUAAGUCACACAAACCGCAGUGACACUGACGCCCACUCAAACCAGACAACUGAGCGGGGCGUCACUCUCACAGUAACAACAAAUGUCAGGGAAAGACUAAAAACCAGAAAAUUACUCCUCAUGGGCAUCAUAUCCCUGGCUGUCCCCUAUUCUCUGUUUUUUUGUGUGUGUAAUUUUGCCUAGUUUGUCUUAAUAUAUGCACAAGUUUAUAUACUGUUCUUUUCACAUGAGAUUUCAUCACUGAGAAUUUAUCUGUCACGUUGUUAUAAAUCUUCAUCAUUUUAUGUAAGAUUUUUUCCCCUCCUCUGUGGACCGGCUCUUCUGGGUGAGUUCUACAACCAGGAUGGUUGGGUGAGGGAGUGGUUCCUGACCCCCAGGAUUGUGAGGGCCGCACGCCCCAUGGCCUGCUCCCUGGGAGGGUGACGGAUUUGCCUCCCGCUUCCCACACAAGGUGCACACAGCGGGCACAGCCCGGUGACCGGCACGUCUGAUUCCUGAAGGCGGCAGUCCAGGAUGUGCCGGUGAUGUUUCUUCUUCUCCUGUGCCAUCUUCCAUACGUUGAUCUAGUGCCCGUGCAAAUGUUUCUCAUUUGGGGCUUCCUUCUCCAGGUCUCUCUCUAAAGCUGGGGUUCUUUAGGUUGGCUGUUUCACACGUCUUGCUUAUCCUUUCUUGAGGUGCAUCAACGUUUGCUGGUCAGAGUACACGAGCCCCAGUGAGGAUGAGCAUGUGGAAGGCUGGGGUCUGUUUAAAUGCUUGGCUGGAGGAGGUUUGGGCUAAAAGCAGAGGGGUCCCAGGUUUUAGCCGGGCCACACCCUUGCCGCCCGUCACACCAGCAGGCAGGGCAUGGGUCACCGCAAUCAGAUUCCACAUUCAUGAGGCCUCGUGUGGCAAAAGAUAAAGCAGGUGACGAGAAUGCCAUGUUUCUUUAUCAGCCUGAAAGCUGAAGGGAGCCUGGUAGCUGCUCGCAGAUUCAGCAGAACAUCCAUACAGACAGACAUCUGCAGGCUGCUGAGCCGCUUAGACAGCAGAGCAAGGAGCCUGCUGGUGGGCGCUUGGCUGCGGAGGGCCUCGAGCACGGGUCCUCCUGCAGUGAGACCAGCUAGGUUUGCCGAGCCUCACCGGGCCCUGUCUGGUGCCUUCUCCGUUUCAAGCUCUGCUUUCUAUGCUAAAGUUCCAGUAUUCCAGUGUGUCCAAGAGAUGUUGGCCAAAACCAGACGAAGACAUCACAGGAAAACUGCAGACCAGUAUCCCUUUGAACAUGGAUGCAGAAACUCUCAACGGAACACGGGCCCUCGAGCCCAGCAACACGGGAGGGGGACUGCGUCCAAGCUGUGGUUCAGGAAGGCUGAGCUUUGCUUCGUCGUGGCUGGCAGGAUCUGUAGAGAUGACCUGGGUCAGCUUUUCUACAAGCUUUUUAGACCCCGAGAAGAAGCUUUUUUCUCAUCGAAUAUUAUCAAGGGAUGAAUGCAUUGACCCAUUUUCUAAAACGGGAAACCUUAGAAAUCUCUUUCCUUGUGGAGACUCAAUGGUUUGCAUUAUUGAUGAUCGAGAAGAUGUCUGGAAGUUUGCCCCCAAUCUGAUAACUGUGAAGAAAUAUGUAUACUUCCAAGGUACGGGUGAUAUGAAUGCACCCCCUGGGUCGCGAGAAUCUCAGAUGAGAAAGAAAGUAAAUCAUUCUUCUCGAGGCACUGAGGUCUCAGAGCAAGCUCCGCCUAUGAGAGACCCCGAGGGGGGAACGCAGGCCCCUGGAGAGGAGCCCAGCAAUGGCCUGGAGAAGCCUGCACGGGAGCUGAACGGCAGUGAGGCCGCCGCCCCCCGGGACCCGCCCCGCCCCGGGAAGCCGGACGAGAGGGACACCUGGCCCCCUGCCCAGGCCCCCACCAGCAGCCGAGAGCUGGCAGGCGCUCCUGAGCCCCAGGGAUCCUGUGUGCAGGGUGGCCAGGUGGCACCGGGACAGCGGCCUGCCCAGGGUGCCACGGGCACUGACCUGGACUUCGACUUAUCCAGCGACAGUGAGAGCAGCAGUGAGUCUGAGGGCACAAAGUCCUCCUCCUCCGCCUCUGAUGGCGAAAGCGAGGGGAGGAGAGGCCGGCAGAAGCUGAAGGCCACCCCAGAGGGAGCCGGGGCGCUGGCACAGGGCAGUUCCCUGGAGCCGGGGCAGCCUGCAGCACCGAGUCUCCCCGGAGAGGCCGAGCCUGGCGCGCAUGCCUCGGACAAGGGACCCGAGCUGGGUGGGCAGGAGGAGGGCGAGCGGGAUGGCCUCUGCGGCCUGGGCAACGGCUGUGCCGACAGGAAGGAGGCAGAGACUGAGUCACAGAACAGCGAGCUGUCGGGGGUCACCGCGGGCGAGUCCCUGGACCAGAGCGUGGAGGAGGAGGAGGAGGAGGACACGGACGAGGAUGACCACCUCAUCUACCUGGAGGAGAUCCUGGUCCGUGUGCACACCGACUACUACGCCAAGUACGACCGCUACCUCAGCAAGGAGAUCGAGGAGGCGCCGGACAUCCGCAAGAUCGUGCCGGAGCUCAAGAGCAAGGUGCUGGCAGACGUGGCCAUAAUUUUCAGUGGGCUACACCCGACAAACUUCCCAAUAGAGAAGACGCGGGAGCAUUACCACGCCACGGCGCUGGGAGCGAAGAUCCUCACUCGGCUGGUGCUGAGCCCCGACGCCCCUGACAGGGCCACGCACCUGAUUGCCGCGCGGGCUGGCACAGAGAAGGUGCUGCAGGCGCAGGAGUGCGGACACCUGCACGUGGUCAACCCUGACUGGCUGUGGAGCUGCCUGGAGCGCUGGGACAAGGUGGAGGAGCAGCUCUUCCCGCUCAGGGACGAUCACACCAAGGCACAGAGGGAGAACAGCCCCACGGCCUUUCCCGACCGGGAGGGUGUGCCCCUCACCGCCUUGUUCCACCCGAUGCCGGUUCUUCCCAAGGCCCAGCCUGGCCCCGAGGUUCGGAUCUACGACUCCAACACAGGGAAGCUCAUCAGGACGGGUGCCCGGGGGCCCCCAGCGCCCCCCAGCUCCCUACCCAUCCGCCAGGAGCCCUCUUCCUUCAGAGCGGUUCCGCCACCCCAGCCGCAGAUGUUUGGCGAAGAGCUGCCUGACGCUCAGGACGGAGAGCAGCCUGGCCCUUCUAGAAGAAAGCGACAGCCCAGUAUGUCUGAGACAAUGCCGCUGUACACUCUUUGUAAGGAGGAUUUAGAGAGUAUGGACAAAGAGGUGGACGACAUCCUCGGAGAAGGCAGUGACGACAGCGACAGCGAGAAGAGGAGGCCUGAGGAGCAGGAGGAGGAGCCCCAGCCCCGGAAGCCAGGGACCCGCAGGGAGCAGACGCUCGGGGCACCGGCGUCCAGCGAGAGGAGCGCAGCAGGCGGCCAGGGGCCCAGAGGCCACAAGAGGAAGCUGAACGAAGAGGACGCCGCCAGUGAGUCCAGCAGGGAGUCCAGCAACGAGGACGAGGGCAGCAGCUCCGAGGCCGACGAGAUGGCCAAGGCGCUGGAGGCGGAGCUCAAGGACCUCAUGUGAGCGCGGGCGGCGGGCGGGGGCUGAAGCCUGGCCGGCCUCCAGCAGAACUCGGACGUCCCCGGACCAGCCCUCAGUCUCGGCCCACACUGCUUUCUCCCCAAAGGACAUGUAUAUUUGCAGAGCUCCACAUACAGAAACACAUUAUUUUGCAGAAAUAGGUGUUUUUAAGAAGUUUUACUACAGGAAUGUCUACUUUUGUAAGUGACAGGUGUUAAAGG